AUGUCUGGUCAACACGUCCGUCAACCAUCAUCCGAUGAUGUGCGUCAACACAUCAUAUCAUCCCUCUUCACUAAACGGGAUGAAGACGGAACACCUGAUGAAACGUUGAUAUCGUUCUUGAAAGUGUACGAAGAUGAUCCAGGUGAUACUCAUGCUGGACAGAAAUCGAGGUACUUGAUGCUAGCUGUAACGAAAAUGGGCAAAGUGGUGGUCCAUAAAGCUAAACGAAACAAUAAUCUAUCAUUUUCAAAAGGUAAAACAUGGCAAUUAGAAGAUGUGAGAAUCCUCGAAGUCAUAGGACCAACGGAUUUCGCAUUGACCAUGACUAUACGUCGAUAUCACUGGACGACUGAACGUGCAAAGGAUCAAAGUCAUUUCUUGAAUUCUGUAGUGAAAGUAUAUAAGACAUAUACAAAGGGGGAUGUACCGGAACUGAUUAAUUUUACACCACCUGCUCAACCAAUGCCAGGUCAACCAGGUCAAGGACACAAUGGAAGUGAUUAUUUCCCCUCUCCACCACCUAUGGAUAGAGCCGGGUCAUUUUCAUCUCCCUUGGGUCGUUCGAUGGAUCUUGCACCGCCAAAUAUCAUGAAACAGACUCGUUCAGGUUCAUCCUCAUCCAUGGCAUCUGGUGGAUCAAAUUAUCAUUCUCAUUCAAAUGAUGGAAGAUCCAGACCUUCAAUGGAUGAAGAGCGUCGUCCUUCACAACAAGGUCAAGCACCUGGACAAGGACAAAGUGGAUUCGGUCGAUCUCCAUUAGGGGAAUCGUCGAUACGUAAACCAUCUAUAUCUGCAACUGACCCAGUUAUCGCUAGAUCAACUUCACCUAGAAAUACGCCUACCAACCUACCGCCUACUUCCACAGGUCUUGGAAUAGGUGUAGGAGCGCCACCAUCUGUCGGACAGAGAAAGAAUUCAGAGGAUAGGCUAGGUCCAAGCGGAUUAAGAAAUUUCUCGGCUGCUUCAGAAUACGAUAACAACGGGCCUAAUCAAAACAAUAGAAUGACGAGAAAAGUUUCUAAUGAGGGUAUGAGAGCUAUUCAGGAGUCAGAGAGGGAUAUACCACCAAGUUCGCCAGUGAGGAGAAGUAGAGAACAAACAGUUCCUGCUACUUCAAUGUCUAACCCUAGCUCUACUCUACGCCCACCACCUAUACAAUCUGAUUCAUACAAUAUGCAAACUCCGAUAAUCACAACAACAGAAGCUUCCCCUCUGAUCCCUACAACGUCAUUCUUCCCUUCUCAGGCGUCAGCGCCAGCUCCCGCUCCUGCGCCUACCACUGAAAAGAAAUUAGUUAGAAGAGCGUCUUUCCAUCCUCCACCUCUAGAUACUACUUUUUCAAGGGAAGUGUUGCUUAAAUCAAAAACUGGUAUCUUGCCCGGUGCGGUCGGACUAUCCCUUGAUGACGGCCAAGAAAACGAUCAAGCGGUCAUGAAUAAUGUGGAAGAAAUGCUUGAAGGAUUCGAUUGGACUGCUGGAUUCUCCAAUGGGACGAUGAUUGGGGAAAGAAAGAAAGGAGGUGCAGAUGCUAUUGAGGGUAGAUUGUUGGAUGAACUGGCCGCUUUAGACUCGGCCAAUAUUCACGCUUUCCUGGAAUCAGACGAUCGAAUAGCUCAGGUAUUAGGACAUAUAGAUGAAGCUCUGCUAGAAUUAGAUGAUAUCGAUCUUCAAAUAACAGGAUAUAAAAUGCAGCUCAACGCUGUAUCAGACGACAUCUCCUUCAUAGAGUCUCAAAAUCGAGGUUUACAAGUACAAACAUCCAAUCAGCAAGCUCUGUUAAACGAGCUGAGGCAGCUACUUCAAAUCGUCGAAGUCCCACCAGAAGACUUACGUAUACUCGCGCAAGAAUCACCCAGUACACCCAGAGGAGUGCAAACUCUCGAGCAAGCUGCAGCGUCUUUGUACAAGGCGUUACAAGCAGGUAUGGACAGCGCCAAUGCCGAAGUUGCUGCUACUAUUGCUCGAAUGCAGGAGUAUCGUGAAAAUAGUUCUCAAUUCUGUAAGAGGGUAUCAGAUUACUUGGAUGUCACUUUCAAAUAUCAGUCCGACUCCACCUUGUCGGAGUACCGUAAGACCGCAAAGAAGACCAUGUCGCUCUCACCUCACAGAUCAAUGGGCGAAUAUCUAAUGACUUACGAAGGUCUGGUGUUGUAUGUCAAGGAGAUGGAUGAGGAGAGGUAUCAAAAGCUUUGUUCUAACUACAUGUCAACAUCGAGUCAACUCCAUCAAGCGGAAAUGAAGGAUCUUUUGAUGAACUUUAUGGGAUCACUGAAUGCUGCAGUGGGAGAUCAGUCCAAUGAUGCUUCCUUCACGGUUGCCGCUGGACCUGCCAGUAACGUCGGAAAACCUUCUGCCCUGCUCAAAUCCAAAAAUGCUAUCGGCCUAGGAGGAUCAGCUUCAAGCAAUCCACAAACUAAGAGUAACAAGAAAGGUGAUGAUUACUCUUCCAGAGCAUCAGAUCUCUACCGACAAGCUUUGACAGCGAUGAUCAACCAGAUCGUUUCUGAAGAAGACUUCAUUUCUGCAUUCUUACAUCUAACUGAUACAGAGUCUACUUUUGCGGAUCAUAUGGAGUUGGAUAGUUAUUUCAGGAGACAAGCUGCAAGACGUGCAAGUAAAGGUAUGAGUGUAGGUAUGAUGCAACUGGUGAGGAGUAUGAUGGACUUAGUGUUUGGAUUCGUCGAGGGUGAAUUGAGACAAUGGACCGAAGCCGCGAUUGAGAAGGCUCCAGCAUCAAUAGUAGGAAUUAUCCUAGUCACUGAAAGGUUAGCGAAAGAAGCAGAAGAAGAAAACACCUCGAUCUUCUUCGCGCAAUUAUUCGAUAAACAACUUUCAAGACAAAGGCAAAUGUUGGAUUACUUCGUCAAUGAGCAAAUUCGAGUGAUCGAAGCGUCGAAAUCAACCAUCAGAAAACGAAAAGGAGUAGCAUUUUUCGUCAAACAUUUCCCCAUUUUCAUUGAAAAAAUGGAAGCUCAACUUGUUGAUUCCGAUGACUUGCUCAUCAGAAGCAAGGUCAACGACAUAUACGAAAAGGUAGUAAAUAGCGUUCUCGGAAGUCUGCAACAGUUAGCUAAGUUGGAUCGAGCCGACGGUCAAGCUGCGGAAGAUAAAGGUCAACUGAAUUACCAUGUUAUCAUGAUUGAGAACAUGCAUCAAUUCGUCGAAGACGUCGAGAAACUGAGUUCGCCAGUCUUGAGUGUAUCUCUGCAACGUGCCAAAGGCUUGUAUGAGGAGAACAUGUCGAUUUACGUAAAAAUGAUGCUGAGGCGGUCAUUCGGAAGAUUCAUGGACUUCUUUGAUGGCAUUGAAAGGCUGUUGACUACAACUCCACCUUCAGAAGUGCCAUUGCACGCGGCAUAUAAUCGAUCAUCCUUGAAAAAAAUAUUGAAAGAUAAUGGAUUGAAAGAUAUGAGGAAAGCAAUCGAGGUCAUAUCGAAAAGGGUCGAUAAACAUUUCUUGGAUGACGAGGAUGCGUCUUCUUCCAGCAACAGCUCGGGACUUGUUCAGACUGUCUGGAGAGAAAUAACAUCCGGACUGAUAAAAGAAACGGUCAGAGCGCAGAACAUCAUAUCCAAAAGUUAUGCGGAUUCAGGAUUGGGUUUGGAAUAUGGACCUGGGGACGUCGAUAGUGCUUGUAAGAGGUUGAAGUGA
Molecule: messenger RNA, 3651 nt
Organism: Kwoniella shivajii
Lineage: Eukaryota; Fungi; Basidiomycota; Tremellomycetes; Tremellales; Cryptococcaceae
Exons: 16
Coding region: 1-3651 (1216 amino acids)
Biological process (GO): exocytosis; Golgi to plasma membrane transport
Cellular component (GO): plasma membrane; exocyst
Molecular function (GO): phosphatidylinositol-4,5-bisphosphate binding
Source: RefSeq, a predicted model, not a curated record